ACCGAAACUAAAUUGCAUGAAGGAGGAAAUAAACCUGACUUGCGACUCCGUGUGCUCUUUUGUAGCUGAAAACCACUGGCUUAGUUUAUUUUAUAAUCUUCCUGGACAUAUUUAUUUGUCUUUUACUUGAAAAAAAAAGUUGCACAGUCAUGUCUAAGACGGCGGUUCUCAAAAUAAGCAGCGCCAACGCAGUUAAGGUGGAAAACUUCCGCCAGUCCCUUUAUCGCGAGGCAGAAAACCUGCUCUCUAAUUACAUCCCAAUGAAGAUCUUCCUGCUAGACGGUCUGCUCAAGGAUGAGGUCCUCAGCAUCAAAGACAUGUCCAGCCUCCAGGCCCCGCUGGAGAUCCCCAUCCCAGACCCCCCUGCCUCAGAGGAGGAGGAUAUGGAAACCGACAAGAAUGAAGACGAUGAGAAGAAAAAGAAGAAAGCCCCAAAAUGCGGCUUCAUCAAGGGGAACGAGAAGAUCAUGACGCUGCUGGACAGGGUGAAACCAGAGAUCGUUGGACUCAGAGAGGCCAUCAUCACUGUUUCCUGCUGGAUUCAACACCUAAUCCCCAAAAUAGAAGAUGGCAACGACUUUGGGGUUGCAAUCCAGGAGAAAAUCUUGGAGAGGAUCACCGCAGUGAAGACCAAAGUGGAUGGCUUUCAGACCAACAUUAACAAGUAUUUCUCAGAGAGGGGAGAUGCUGUUGCCAAAGCCUCCAAAGAGACUCAUGUGAUGGACUACCGCUCUCUUGUCCAUGAGAAGGAUGAGGCAAUCUACGCUGAGAUCAGAGUGAUUGUCCUCGACAUCCGCGGUUUCUAUGCUGAACUUUACGAUAUCAUCAGCAAGAAUCUUGAAAAAGUGACCAAUCCCAAAGGCGAGGAGAAGCCGUCAAUGUACUAAAGCUGGAGAGAACGCUCAUCUGCUGGAGACACAAGGACAGAUUUACCCACCUUUGCUCCCCCUGACAGAUUUCUUUCCUAUCUGGUUCACUCAGUAUCAUUCAACCUUUUUUUUUCUAUUAAAGUCAUGUUGAAUACGCAUGUAAAUCAACCAUGAAUCAAGUUUCGUCUUUAAGUUUUGCUUGUUCAAAUUAAAUAAAACAUCCUCAGUAUGAACUUGA
Molecule: messenger RNA, 1107 nt
Organism: Myripristis murdjan (pinecone soldierfish)
Lineage: Eukaryota; Metazoa; Chordata; Actinopteri; Holocentriformes; Holocentridae
Gene: psme2
Product: proteasome activator subunit 2
Exons: 11
Coding region: 150-887 (245 amino acids)
Biological process (GO): positive regulation of endopeptidase activity; regulation of G1/S transition of mitotic cell cycle; regulation of proteasomal protein catabolic process
Cellular component (GO): proteasome activator complex; nucleoplasm; cytoplasm
Molecular function (GO): endopeptidase activator activity
Source: RefSeq, a predicted model, not a curated record